GGAUGUCAAAAGAAACAAGAAGAUUCUACUCAAAGAUCUUGAACAUGACACAGCUUGCAGCGAGAGGAAGCAAAUCACACCAAAGAGAGCUGAAGAAAUAUAAUCUUUCCAAGUUUUUCGACAGAAAUCACAUCUCCCUUGCCAACGAGAGGCGUUUCAAUAAUGGGAGGCUCAGAUUGCAUUACCUUCUGCAUGCAACAGACGUUUUAUGUGAUGUCUGCAAUCGGACAUGGAAAAGGCAACCAUGGCAAAUCAACUCAUUUCUUAAUGAGAGCAGGGAGGAUUCAACCUACGAUUGGGUCCUCAAACGAACUUUCUGGAACGUGGCAGCUUUUGGCGAUGAGGAGGACUUAGACGAGUUUCUCACAGUGUACAAGGUGGACAUUAACGCCAGAGAUCCGGAGGUUCAAAUGUGCACAGCAUUGCAUCAUGCUGCAAAUCAGGACAAGGAUGACAACAUAGCAGUGCUAGUGAGACACGGAGCUGAUGUCCUGGCGAGGGACCAUGGCAACUGGACGGCCCUGCAUUAUGCUGCGAGGAACAACUCAUGCCGAGCAAUCAGCCGCCUUCUCUCCGCUGGCAUCCCAAUCGAGCUGGAUGGGGGGGUGAGAGGUCGAGGGCUCAAGUAUGCGCCAUGCUUCACCGCUCUGCACUGGGCGGCACAUGAGGGACACGUGGAGGCGAUAAGAGCUCUAGUCGCUCAUGGGGCCAACCUUGAAGCUCGAAACGAAGCCUCCCACACCCCCUUGAUGGCUGCCAUCCACUGGGGUCACAAAGACGCGGUGCAGGUGUUGGUGGAGGCUGGAGGCGAUUUGCUGGCACAGAACGAUCUGGGAGAAAACUGCAUCAUGCAAGCGCAGAAGAUGUGUCUUCACUUUGCCACCGUGGAGUAUAAACCAACCAAAGGACAAAUGCGACGAAGCCCGCUCGAUGAGUGGACUGGACCUGAAAGAUGGCACGAGACGUACGAGUAUCUCAGGACCGCGAUAGCACUGAAACGACAAGCCUGGAUCGAGAGAGAGAGAGAGAGGUAGAGCCCUUGUUACAUAGUUGAGAGCAAGAAAUGAUGUCGCACAGAAAGAACCGAUAUCAAAGUGAUGUAACAAAGCAAGAAACGC
Molecule: messenger RNA, 1118 nt
Organism: Guillardia theta CCMP2712
Lineage: Eukaryota; Cryptophyceae; Pyrenomonadales; Geminigeraceae
Exons: 4
Coding region: 45-1034 (329 amino acids)
Cellular component (GO): cytoplasm; nucleus
Molecular function (GO): protein binding
Source: RefSeq, a predicted model, not a curated record